UGUUGCGAUGAGAUGUGAAGGCGAUGUGCGUGUCUCUGCUCUCUGUCAAAAGUGGCAGCCGCGUCUAAUGACGUCUCAUUUCUUCCAUGCGCCACACAACCUGUCAUUCUGUAAUGGCUGUACUAAGAAGUCGACGGAGAAAAGCAUGAGGCGAUAUUUUGACACUCGCACCUUGCAUGAUAUAUCUGGUCGGUAAUUUGGUCAGCGUCGACUUACAGUCUUUAAAGGUAACAAACUAGAUAUCUCUCUGUAGACUGGACGUCGUCGACCACGUUAUGGAAGUAAUGUGCCAUACAUAAUAAGUCUACGUGUGCACGUGUGUUUUUGGUGCGCAAAACUUGUGCCUUUUCUAUUUUAGUUAAACUUAUUUUCGAGUUGUGGGCUGUAACGUGGAAGAUGCUGUGGCUGGUGGACUUCUGACCAGUUUUAGCUACGUGACAUCGUUUUUUCUCCCUCCCUGCCCGUAAGCACGGCUCUUAGAUCGCCCUGGAAACGAAUCCUUGCAGUGGCUGUGACAGGUCGCUGUGGCGCCUCUUUGUCAACAAAUGCUGCUUUAAUUAGCCAUUUUACAUCUACAUUUGCUCUAAUUGUAUUUGCACCAUGCAAAACAGUUUCAGUUACGUAUUCAUGGUCGGUUAUAUGUAAAACCAAAAGAAAGAAGUCAACGUGUUUGUCGCAGUUGGAAAGGAGUUCGUGUUGGGAAAGUCAUUACUCUCAGCGACAAAAUGCCUGUUAGACGAGGUCAUGUCGCUCUCCAGAACACCUACCUGGACACUAUCAUCCGCAAGUUUGACGGUCAAAACCGCAAGUUCCUCAUUGCCAACGCCCAGAUGCAGAACUGCGGCAUCAUCUUCUGCAACGAGGGCUUCUGCCAGAUGUUCGGCUUCUCGCGGGCGGAGAUCAUGCAGCAGCCGUGCACCUGUCCCUUCCUGGUGGGGCCGGGCACCAUGAAGAGCUCCCUGGGCCAGCUGGCACAGGCGCUACUGGGCUCUGAGGAGCACAAGGUGGAGAUCCUCUACUACGCCAAGGAAGGUGCAUGUAGGCCGUGUCUGAUAGAUGUGGUUCCAGUAAAAAACGAGGAGGGCGUGGUCAUCAUGUUCAUCCUGAACUUCCAGGAGAUGCUGGACUCCGCCCACAAGAAGAAGGGAGGGCUGAGACAGAGGAUGACUCAGGGAUGGAUACGCACAGCCCAGACGCGCCGCAUGAGGCUAAGGUUCCCUUCUCUGCGCUCAAUCCGAAGAGCGUCUCUCUCCAAAGAUCAGUUUGAAGGAGUAGUGGUGGAUUACCUGCAGCCUUCCAGUGAGCAGCUUCCUCUGAAGGAGUUCCGCAUCCCCUCUAAGGAGAGCUGCCUGCAGUCAGAGACCCAGGCGCUGAUCCAGGAGGACCCCCCGCCGCUGGCCCACUCUUCCACACACUCCUCGCUGUCGCACAUCACCCCGCAUCAGCACCAGCACCUGGAUCCCAACGGCCCGCUGGGCCCACGCAGCCAAUCACACGAGAGCCUGCACAGCCUCCGUCGCGCCUCCUCGCUCGACGACAUCGACAGCGUGCGGGCUGACUGGACUGGCAGGGCAGGAGACCCACGCACCUGCAGCAACCUGAAGCCGAGCUUGAUAAACUCCACGUCAGACUCGGACCUCAUGCGCCUCCGCGCCCUCAGUCGCAUCCCGCAGGUGACACUCUCAUUCCCCACCGAGCGCCUGCGCCCCCCCUCCCCCACUGAGAUCGAGAUCAUCGCCCCCAGCAAGGUCAAGGAACGCACGCAGAACGUCAGUGAGAAGGUCACACACGUCACACAGGUCCUGUCUCUGGGGGCGGACGUGCUUCCUGAGUACAAGCUGCAGGCGCCGCGCAUCCACAAGUGGACCAUCCUGCACUACAGCCCCUUCAAGGCGGUGUGGGACUGGCUCAUCCUGCUGCUGGUGCUCUACACAGCUGUCUUCACACCCUACUCGGCCGCCUUCCUGCUCAACGAGCAGGAGGAGAAGCGCCGGCGCACCUGCGGCUACACCUGCAACCCGCUCAACGUGGUGGACCUGGUGGUGGACGUCAUGUUCGUGGUGGACAUCAUCAUCAACUUCCGCACCACCUACGUCAACCGCAACGACGAGGUGGUGAGCCAGCCGGCACGCAUCGCCCGCCACUACCUCAAGGGCUGGUUCCUCAUCGACAUCGUGGCCGCCAUGCCCUUUGACCUGCUCAUCUUCCGCUCCAGUCCAGAUGAGCCUCAGACCACCACCCUGAUCGGCCUGCUGAAGACGGCCCGGUUGCUGCGGCUGGUGCGCGUGGCCCGUAAGCUUGACCGCUACUCGGAGUACGGUGCCGCCGUGCUCUUCCUGCUCAUGUGCACGUUCGCACUCAUCGCCCACUGGCUGGCCUGCAUCUGGUACGCCAUCGGCAACGUGGAGCGCACCAGCUCGGCGCGCAUGGGCACCAUGAAGAUCGGCUGGCUGGACUCGCUGGCUGAGCAGAUCGGCAAGGACUACAACGACAGCGACGCCUUGUCGGGGCCGUCCAUCAAGGACAAGUACGUGACGGCACUCUACUUCACCUUCAGCAGCCUGACCAGCGUGGGCUUCGGCAACGUCUCGCCCAACACCAACCCCGAGAAGAUCUUCUCCAUCUGCGUCAUGCUCAUUGGAUCUCUGAUGUACGCCAGCAUCUUUGGGAACGUGUCGGCGAUCAUCCAGCGGCUGUACUCGGGCACGGCACGCUACCACACCCAGAUGCUGCGGGUCAAAGAGUUCAUCCGCUUCCACCAGAUCCCCAGCGGCCUCCGACAGAGGCUGGAGGAGUACUUCCAGCACGCCUGGUCCUACACCAACGGCAUCGAUAUGAAUGCAGUGUUGAAGGGCUUCCCGGAGUGUCUACAAGCGGACAUUUGCCUGCACCUGAACCGCUCGCUGCUACAGAACUGUAAGGCCUUCCGCGGUGCCAGCAAGGGCUGCCUACGUGCGUUGGCCAUGCGCUUCAAGACCACACACGCACCACCUGGCGACACGCUGGUCCACAACGGCGAUGUCCUCAGCGCCCUCUACUUCAUCUCGCGUGGCUCCAUCGAGAUCCUGCGCGAUGAUAUGGUGGUGGCCAUCUUAGGUAAGAAUGACAUCUUUGGGGAGCCCAUCAGUCUGUACGGGCGGCCAGGGAAGUCCAACGCGGACGUGCGCGCACUGACCUACUGCGACCUGCACAAGAUCCUGCGUGAUGACCUACUGGAGGUGCUGGACAUGUACCCCGACUUCUCUGACACCUUCUGGACCAACCUAGAGAUCACCUUCAACCUCAGAGAUGUAGACAGAAUCAUGCAGCCAACCCCCAGCGAGGAGUCCGACUGUGGCUACCACCGACCCAGACGCCGGAGAAACUCUCUGCACCGACGCAAUCGACCUGAUGGAAUGGACAGGGACGACGCAUACCCUGACCAGUCCUGUGCGGCGGUAGGGAACCACCGGGGGGCGCUGUCGCGUUCCCACUGGGACGAGCUGGGCAGCAGUGGCAGCGCGGCGUCGCUCUCCAGCGAGGAGGACGUGAAGGUGCUGGGCGCCGGCCGCGCUGAGCUAUACCCCACCCCCGCUGGCAACGCCGAGGCCCGCGACUACCAGCCCGCCGUUGUCAACCUGCUGCCCCCCAACAGCACCGCCCAGAGCAUGGCGCCCCCUCUGAACGUGUCGGGGCUGUACAACUACUGGCCGGACCGGCGGCCCAGUCAGUUCUCGGAGAGCCAGCAGCGGCGCUCGUCCUCGGUGAGAGCGGCCUACGGCCCGCAUGUCUGCCCCGAGGAGAGGCCCAGCGAGCUGCAGGCCCGACUCGAGCUGCUGCAGUCCCAGCUCAACAGGCUGGAGACGCGGAUGACGGCAGACAUCAACGUGAUCCUGCAGCUGCUCCAGAGGCAGAUGGCGCCCGUGCCGCCGGCCUACAGCGUCGUGUCAGCGCCGCCCCCCUCCAACCUCUACACCCCCAGCGGCGCACAGGUGCUGCACACCGUCAACCCCCCCGUCCCCCCACCCAUCCAGAUCAACGACCUGGUCAAGAGCCCUGAGUUAGAAAACUUCCAGCACAGGUCAUCAGACUCACUGUCCAGUGGCAUCCACCUGACUGUGGCCUCCGACGACACCAUGUCCAUGUCUCCGGAGAUGGAGAAGCAGCCCGGUCUCCCUGUGUCCUCGGCCCAGCCACUGGACCAGGUCAGGCCCCAGCCCACAGCCCAGCCUCAGGGCAAGGGCCAAGGUGCGGAGGACCCCUCCCAGUCCCCCCAGCUCUCUGGACUGCUGUGCGGCAGCCUGCGCUUCCCCUCCCUCCCCGACAGCCUGGAGGCUCCCAGCAGCCCCACCGAGAUCCAGCGGCACGUGUCCGACCCUGUCCUGCCCGCCAGCUAGAAGCCCCCCCCCACACACACACACACACACCACACACACACACACACACACCACACACACACACACAAACACACCUCGCCUCUAAACCCCCCUCUGUCACACCAGCACUUCAUCCUCUGCAGUCGUCCCCUCCAAGCUCAGCGCCACCUACAGGCUGCCCAGACACAGGGCACCUUGGUGCUUGUUUUUCUCAGUCCCCAUUUCGGUCUCCCUGCUUCACUCCAACAGAGACUGCGUCCAUACUCCAUACUCCAACUAUUGACGGACAGAAAACACCAAAGCUAGUGGAUGAGAGAAAGAGAAAGAGAGAAAGAGAGAGAGAGAGAAAGACCGAGCAGAAGAGAAAAAGACAUAGACAAACAUACACAUACUUUUGUGCUUUUAAAUCCAUAUAAAUAUAUAUUUGAAACUUCAAAUGCCAGGCAUGUUCUGCUGUCCAGUUGGGAGGUUCACACAGGAUAAUGUUUCAAAAUGAUCCUCUUGAGUAUACUCCCCACUUUUUGAAGAAUUCAAUACUGAUAAUGUUACAACACCAAGUAAUAGCUUUCACUGAGAAUUCAUUUGAUUCAUUGUCUUUUUCAAAAUAUGUUUGCUAUCGGUAAAAAUGUUUCUUAUGACGUAUCCGUAAUUACCGUUAUUACAGUUUGCAGUAGUAGUAAUUGUAAUGGGUCAACCAAAUGAAGUGAGACUCUACCAGCUGCCACACUGCCAAAGGCCAGCACAAAUGCAUGUGCACAUAUACACAUAGAAGCAUAUACUCUGAUCAGGGACUUUUGAGAUUUCUUGAAGUUUCUUUUCUUGAAACCAAUCUAAUGUUUUUAUACUAUCUAUUUAUGGGAAAUAGUGGGUAUCUCAAAUCAAGCGGACCCUCACUUUGAAUAGAGAUUCUGAAGAAUGUAGCACUUUUCUCUAGUUUGUGCCAGUAGUGUUUUUGCUCAGGCUCUCUGGAUGUUGUUGUCAUUUAGCAUGGAGCAUGGCAGCUUUUUGGUGAAAUGAAAGCUAAAAUAACUCCAUGGUCAUGUUAUUUCUACUGUAAUAUUUCACACAAGAGCAGACACAUUGGCUGUCCUGUAUGAAGUUUGAUGGGCGGAAGCCUGUUUGGUGAACAUGCGUUGCAUGUAACAUGUCCAGUGUAUGUUGUAUGUAACAUGUCCAGAGUUUGAGCUGAUAACUGAUGAUAAUUGACUACGUUGUGUCUUUCUGGUUGUCACCGUUGGACAACAGUAAAUUGCUUACUGUCCAUACUUCAGAGACCUAACGGGAUAGUGGGACUGGUUUAUCUCAAACUAACCACAGUCGUAACCAGAGGAAAAGCCAUAAUAGAUAAUAAUAUAAUAUAUUUCAGGUGCUGUUUUUUGAGUCCUGAGAGACAGUUCAUUGACAGUCUCAUCUCUACUAGAAUGUGGUAACCACUGUAUCACACACACACCUGACCAGGGCAAAGUUCAUAUACACGGUUCACAAGGACUACAGGUCAAGGCCCUUUGCCGUUAUUCAGUAUUUGUGGUUGAAGGACAAGUCACUGUCUGGCAUGUCAUUUUCUAUUGCACUCUUGCUCCACUGUCCCCUGACCAUGUUGAGAUUUGGAGGACCUGAUUUUUGUAACAAACUGCCUGGAACGUUAGACAUGGAUCAUGGUGUGUGUUGUACCUGUGUAUCAUGCUUAGAUAAUGGAACUCUGUGAAUGGUGUGGCAUUGACAGAAAUGCCCUUGUAAAUGACAUUCAUAAUGUGUGUAUUUGAAUGUGUGUGUGUGUAUAUAUAUAUAUAUAUUUAUAUAUUUGUGUUACAUAAUCCACACUCAUGGUGAGUUGGUUGUUUACUCACAUGGAUUGUUUCACGUUUUUGUUUUUUUAAGUGUAUGCCCGAUAAACAAAUGUGUGAGAUGACUCACGUGACAGAUGCUGCACCCAUAGUGGGUGGAUACUUGUUCUGGAGCUGGCAAGACUUGACAGUAGUGGUGGACAGUGGCUGCCAAUCACUUUGGAAGUGUUAGAUGGACAUCAUGGACAGUCCAGGAGCUGGUGAAUGUAUCCAAGGUUCUAACUUUUACUUGUACGUAAAGGUUUCCUAAAGCACACAAUCAUUACCGUUUCCUUUUUUAGAUUGAAGAUUGAUUUAUAACACAAAGUAGUAAAUAGAUGUAAAUACAGAUAUCUGAAAGCU
Molecule: messenger RNA, 6541 nt
Organism: Alosa alosa (allis shad)
Lineage: Eukaryota; Metazoa; Chordata; Actinopteri; Clupeiformes; Clupeidae
Gene: kcnh6a
Product: potassium voltage-gated channel, subfamily H (eag-related), member 6a
Biological process (GO): regulation of heart rate by cardiac conduction; membrane repolarization during action potential; potassium ion transmembrane transport
Cellular component (GO): membrane
Molecular function (GO): inward rectifier potassium channel activity
Source: RefSeq, a predicted model, not a curated record